Messenger RNA from Glycine soja, 1684 nucleotides. RefSeq lists its product as uncharacterized. The transcript is spliced from 2 exons. Lineage: Eukaryota; Viridiplantae; Streptophyta; Magnoliopsida; Fabales; Fabaceae. Gene Ontology annotation, molecular function: phosphoglycerate dehydrogenase activity. Bases 260 to 1180 code for a protein of 306 amino acids. The record is from RefSeq and is a predicted model, not a curated record.
UUUUUGAGUCAUUUCUCCCUACCAAACACGCCCUUCCCUUCUCCUCCCUCCCUCUACUCUUCUUCAUUCAUGUCUAACUUUUCAGUUAAACCCUUUUAUUUCGCACUUGUCAAUUUCAUCAUUAUCAAAUAACCUAAUCCCAAACACAACACAUUUCAACGCAUUUCGCAAUUUAAAUAUUCCCCUCUUCGUGGGGUUCUCUUAAUCAAAUCCAUUCCAUUCUCCCAAUUUCUCAAAUUCGAGGGUUCCUACUUCUUACAUGGAUCAACAAGACGAAGAAGCGAUUGCCACGAAGCCCUCGAAUUCGUUGAGUUUUCCAUCUCUAACACACUCCGCCUGCCUCGAGAUUCGUCUCUUCUAUGUCAGAAUCUCCCCCUGCCUCGUCGACACGCUCCCGGACCACCUCACGCUCUGCCUCCCGCGCCGCCACGCCGCCGUCUCGCUCAUCGUGAACGCUGCCCCAGUCCCCGCCUCCGCCCCCACGACCCUCCCCCUUCGCCGCGGCCGCGUCGACCGCCACGCCGCCGAGGUCACCUACGUCGCCACCGACACCGUCAGCCUCAGCGGCAGCGCGGACUUCGAGGUCUACGAGAACGACAAGCUCUUCCUCUGCGGCUCGCUGGAGCGCCUCGACGCCGAUUGGGGAGCUGGCUCGGCUCCGGCUUCGGCUUCCGGGUGGGGCAUGGACUGCCACGUAGCGGCAGGCUCCGCCGGGUCGGGGUGCUCCGCGUUCUUCGGGCCGCGGCUCGGGGUUUCCGCACCGUCGAUCGAGGUCUACGUUGCCGGGUGCUGCUCCGGCGUGCCGGUGAUUCUGAGCAAGACGAUUCAGUUGAGUCCGAGGAAGAGAGUGCCGCGGCAUGCCACGCUGGAUGCUAUACCUGAAGAUGAAGAGAUGAUGGUGUUGGAGAAGAACCGUGUCAACGGGUUUGUUCCAAACCACAAGUUACAGAUAACAGACUCAGAAGUUGAUGAUUAUGAUUCUGAUGGGAAGAUGGGGAAUGGUUUCUACUGUCAAGAGAUGUAUCUCAACGAGGAUGGACAACUCUCAUGGUUCAAUGCUGGUGUUAGAGUUGGUGUUGGAAUUGGCCUUGGGAUGUGUGUAGGGCUUGGGAUUGGUGUUGGACUGCUCAUGCGCUCAUACCAAACAACAACCAGGAACUUCAGGAGGAGAUUUUUCUAAACUGCUAUAAGGAAUUUGCUACUCUAGUUUAAUGACAAGCAAGAUAUGUUGGAGUUUUAAUCUAGGGUGGGACACCUCUGGAGGAAGAACCCAAAUUCUACAAGUCUAAUGCAUGAAGUGUAAGUUUUGUAGAUGAGUGGAGGUUGUGCUUCCUCUCUGUUUUGUGGCUUACUUGCAGAUACGUUCAGGUAGAUUUGCAGAUUUGCAUUUCUUGUAAAUUUUAUCUGAUCCUCGGACAACAAUAGAUAUCAAUAAAAGAGAAAUACAAUACAACAGCUUUGAGGAUGUGGUGUGCCAGCAGGAUCUGGUGUUAAGAGACCAGUAUAAGGUUGCGAGAGGUUUUGACUAGGAGCAUGUUCCAAGAUUUUACUGUUUGUUUGUUGGUUGGCUUGUAGAUAUAUUUUAUCAUUUAAUACAAAUUUUGAGCAGUAUAUGUUUCAGUCCCCAUGGUAAAUGAUUUUUUAAAACUAUCUUUACUUUAAUAAAUGUUAUAUUUUAUUUGCA